AUGAUUGAGGAAGGGAGAGACAUCUCUCGUGCCUCCCCCCAGCAGCACCUCGACGCAGGUGGUGGAGCUCUCCUUUCCAUGCAGUGGCGACGGCACGCCGAGGAAAGAAGACUGACCUAUGACCGACCUUUCAGCUCGGUCCCUGCGGUAGAAGAGAAGUUCUUCUGCCAGCCGUAGAUUAUUUCAUGCCCGCGGCCCCUCCUCCUCCGUACCACAUACAGGAUCUGUACGUCCUCCGGAGAAGACUCUCAGUUCCGCGGGAAAUAUAGACUACAGGAGGCUCCCCCGUUGAAGGAGCCCCAACCCCUGCCAGGAGAUCGACGGAAGGCUGACUCGGGUAUGGUCUCGCUUCUCGGUGCCCUCACCAGGAGCGGGGGGGAGGGCGUCGUCUCCGAGCCUAAGUAUCUUAGCCAAGGAAAUAGCCCUCCUUUGGACGGGUAGUAGGAGGGUCGUAUAUUAGCAUAGAAUAUCAUUUAAAAGUUUAAUAAGAUAUCAAGCCUUUGACGUGUACAUAAUCUUAUUUUAAAUAUUCAUGAUGAAUUAUUUCCCAACGAUCACAUACUCGACCCAUAUCGGAACCAUUGAUGGGCCUAAAAUUUAGCCAAAGUCCGGUUGUUGUUGACGCUCUUCCACUUCUAAAAGGCGCGGUCUCCAGUGAGAUCGCGGGGUGAUUUGAUCGCUUGCGGGCCAAGUGAGGGGAUUCCUCGGGCCUCACCAAAAGGUUUUGAUCGAAGUUUCAUAGUUUAUUAUUCGGGGAGAGGCGUCUGCGUUUCCUGCCACCCUGGAAGUGACCGGUUUUCUAUUUCCCGCCGCUCUUUCAGAAGCUGUGGCUGGGCAAAAGCCUCUACCUUUACGAAAUUAUUGAGCAGCGACGGGAGUGAGAGAGAAAGAGGACGGAAGAGGAGAGGAGAGAAUGGGACAGAAGAGGAAAGAAGGAGAGAGGAGUGCGGAGAAGAGAGUAGGAACGAAGAGGAGACAGUAGGCGAUAAUAGAAGAGACAAGGGAGAGAGAGAGAGAGAGAGAGAGAGAGAGAGAAUUCUCGAUUCUGUCAAGGGCCACAAGGCAGCGUCCUCUUUCCCGGGAGGAGGGUGCGGGGUUGAGAGCCUUCUUUAAUGGACCCUACGGAAACAUUACUGCAGAAGCCCACUCCCAUUGCCCAUUCGUCCACCGAGUGGCGUUCAUUAUUAUUCUUUCCCCCACGGAAAUGAAGACCUAGUCAGCCGUCCCCCCCGUAAUCAUCGACUCUGGUCACUGUGUGGCCCCGGGCUUCAUGGGCCCACAUAAGUUGGCCCAACCAGAACUAUCGCUGUUGCCACGCGGACUAUCCAUGUCUCGGGACUCCUGAUGACGUGGCUCCCCAGUUGCAUGAUGUGACGAAACUUGGGCAUCAACUCGGUGUGACACGAUAAAAACGCGAAUGCAUUCCAUUCGUCGUCGGUUAACUUGAGUCCAAAAGUAGAGAGAGAGAGAGAAAGAGUGUUAGAGCCGGUGCCGGACGGGGAGAGGAUGAAUGAGGGAGAGUGAGAGUGAGAGUUAGAGCCUGCGAGAGAGAGAUGGUAAAUGAGAAAGAACGAGAGUCGGACCCAGGGAGAGAGAGAGAGAGGAAAAGCCGAAUUGCCUUCGAUGCGGCUUGUCCGCACAUGCCAUGCGCUUUCCACAGUAAAACCAAGUUUGAGCCCACAAUUUACCCUCCCUUCCCCGUCAAGGAAAGCACAACCCCUGGCGGGCCUCCACGCGCCCGCGUAAAGCGAGUUACCCGGACGGGGAAAAGAAGAAAGCCCGACGUGAAAUAAAGGGACCAGCGAACAAGCAGAACAGAACGUUGGACUAGACUGGCGCACUCAGAUGGCUUAAAAGGCCUCCUCCCUCCCCCCUCAUCCCUCUCUCUCUCUCUCCGUUCCUCUCUUCGUCCACCCCCACGCGCCUCUCUUCGUCCUCCUCCAGCAUCUAAUGGGUACGGUCAGGCCUCCCAGCUCCUAAAUCAUCCCCCCCUCCUCCUGAGGAAAGCUGACUGAUCGAAAGGGGGAGACGAUGAGAGCUGGGGGCUCCACGGUGCAGCAAGCCCUGACCGUGGAGGCGGCUGGGAUUGUGAAGCAAGCGGUGAGCCUCGCGCGGCGCCGUGGCCAUGCGCAGGUCACCCCUCUUCACGUCGCCAACAUCAUGCUGUCUUCCUCUGCGGGGAUCCUCAGGGCCGCUUGCCUCCAGUCCCACUCUCAUCCCCUCCAGUGCAAGGCCCUCGAACUCUGCUUCAACGUCGCCCUCAACCGCCUCCCAGCUUCCACCUCCUCGGUCCCCAUGCUCGGCCCCCAGCCUUCCUACAACCAUCAUCACUACCCCCCGUCUCUCUCCAACGCCCUUGUGGCGGCCUUCAAGCGCGCGCAGGCCCAGCAGCGACGGGGUUCCAUCGAGACCCAGCAGCAGCCCCUCCUGGCUGUGAAGAUUGAGGUGGAGCAGCUGAUUAUCUCCAUCCUGGAUGAUCCAAGCGUCAGCCGGGUCAUGAGAGAAGCCGGCUUCUCGAGUACCCAGGUGAAGAACAACGUGGAGCAGGCGGUCUCCUUGGAGAUAUCCGAGUCUUCUCCCCUCUCUCCCGGCACCGCGGCCAAGCCCAAGGCCAAUCCCAGCAGCCUCCGGUCUUCAACCCCUUCAGUCAAAGCCAUGCCAGCGGAUCAAGUAAGGCAAGAAGACGUGAAGGCCGUCGUAGACUUCUUGGUCAGCCGGAGGAAGAGGAGCGUAGUGAUCGUUGGUGAGUGCUCGACGACUGCUGAGGGAGUCGUGAAAGCUGUGAUGGAUACCAUCGGCAAGGCGGAGGUGCCUGAGAUCUUUGGGAAUGUGCAGUUCAUCAGCCUCCCUCUCAUCUCCUUCAGGUGCCUCUCUAGAGAAGAGGUGGAGCAGAAGUUGGGGGAGCUCAGAUGCCUCCUCAAGAGCUACUGCGCGGAGAGUGGAGCUAUCCUGUACCUCGGGGAUCUGAAGUGGGCCGCCGAGUACAGUUCUGCCUCCGGGGGAAAGGGGCGGAGUUGCUAUUGCCCGGUAGAACACGUGAUCAUGGAGCUUGGGAGGCUUUCCUCCGGUUGGUCUGGGGAGCAUACCAGUGGCGGCAGAUUCUGGCUCAUGGGGAUCGCAACAUAUCAGACUUACAUCCGGUGCAAGACCGGGAAUCCCUCUCUAGAAGCUGUUUGGGGCCUCGUCCCCAUAACCAUUCCCUCAGGAAGCUUGAGACUGAGCCUCAGCUGCGACAGGUAAAACUCUCCGCAAUCAUGAGAUAAUCAAGGAUAAUCAAGAUCACCCUGUUUUCUCUGAUUCAUCAGAGGGAGAGCUCCUAUUGUGAAUCUCGAAAGGAAAGCUGAGCCCCCGGCUUUUACCAUGAAAAGCUGGGACGUGGGAGGUGUUCUUUUGGUUUCUCCCCUUAUCCGUUCGCUAGAUUUUCCCUCUCCUCCUCCGAUCGUCGAUUCCGAUAAACAAAAAAGAAGAAAGCACUGAAUCGAACGAGAAAUCCGUUAGGUAUAUUUUCACAUUGCUGUGAGCUCUUCGCUUUUCCAAAAGGUUACAGCCGAGCCUUUCGCCGGCCCACGCCUCCUCUUCCUGUUUCCGACUCCCCCCAACAUAGAUAAAUUCAUUAAAAACUUUUAAAAGCAUUGCCAUAGAUUAUCUGGAGUAGAAUAUCACCCCAAUUCUUCUGCUGAUAUUUUGCCGUCCUGCUUUUUGUUUCAGUGGCAUCAAUGGAGAUGUAUCGUCGUGGUCUCGGAUUGAAAAUGGAGGCGAGAACAAGCUCGGUUGCUGGGAUGCUCCCGUUAAGGUGGAGAUCCAGGCGAAGGGCCUGACGAAUAGCUGCGGCAGCAACCUCGGCUCCGUCACCUCCAGCCUUCCUUCGUGGCUCCAGCAAUACAAAGAAGAAAAUAGAAGGACGGCGGCCUCUAACGAGGUGAUCAUCUCAUCUUCUCCCAUGCUUCAAUGAUUAUUAGCCAAUGAGCAUCGUUUAACCCAUGUAUUUUGUGUUUCAUGUAACCGUAAACAGAAGCAUAUCGGGGAUCUAUGCAGGAGGUGGAAUACCACAUGCAGCUCAUCCCGCAAGCAUCACCACCUCUUGCAGGAGAAAACCCUAAACUUCUCCUCAAUCUCUCCGACCUCCUCUUCCGUCUUGUCGUAUGGGCAAAAACAGUGCAGCCUACUCCAGAAGCACAAAACCUGGCCCGUCCCCACCGACGGCAGAAGUCCUUGGGCUGACCACCGUGGCUGCGCAUCUCAGGCCGCAGAUGCAGGCUCUAAGCCUGACCCUAGUCCUUUCUCGACGUCGUCCGGUGAGACCAUGGAAGCAGACCGCCCCAACAGCUUCAAGGAGCUAAAUGCCGAGAACUUGAAGUCACUGUGCCAUGCCCUGGAGAAGAAGGCUACGUGGCAGAAAGAUAUAGUUCCUGAUAUCGCGGCCACCGUUCUCCGGUGUAGGUCGGGAAUGACGCGAAGGAAAGAAGGAUCGAACUCCAAGAUCAGAGAGGAUACGUGGUUGCUCUUUCAAGGUGGCGACCACGAAGGCAAGGAUAGGAUAGCGAGGGGCUUGGCUUGCCUCAUCUUUGGAUCCCCGGCAAGCUUCGUUUCAUUUGGUUUGAGUAGCUUUGCUUCAACAAGGUCUGGAUCAAGCGACGAUCUCCGAAGUAAGCGGCCCAGAUCAGAAGCUAGCAACAGCUACACAGAGAGAUUGGCAGAAGCCGUCCGCAAGGAUCCACACUCCGUCGUACUAGUGGAAGACGUAGAGCAAAUGGAUUACUAUACCCAAAUAAACAUAAGGAACGCAAUCGAGCGAGGGAAGAUACGCUCUUCCGACGGCGAGGAAGUCGGUCUCAGCGACGCGAUCAUCAUCCUCAGCUGUGAAAGCUUCGAUUCGAGAUCAAGGGCCUGCUCUCCCUCCGUCAAGCAGAAGUCAGAGAGCGAUGGAGAAAAGGGUUUGGAAGGCGAGAAGGAGAAACCCCACUUCAAAUCGUUGGAUUUGAAUCUGUCAGCCGACGAUGAAGAUGAAGUACAAGUUUGGACUUACGACGAGAUUGACCUACUCAGUUUGGUAGACGGGCGGUUCUUCUUCAAGUUGAACGACGACUUCUAGUUGGGGACUGUAGAAAGUUCGUCCUUCCUCCGUUGAAAACCAAAACAUUAUUAUAUUUUUCAUUAUUUCUUCUUAUGAAUUUGAAGAGAUCUGUAUAUUGGUAGCGAUUUUCUCGUAAGUUGGGGAUUGUAGAGGCUGGUUCUCUUUCUCUUUGCUCGUUGCUUCCUAUGGGUGGACCAAGAGGUUGGAGUUUCCUUGUUAUCUUGUCUCCUUUACCAACUGCAUUAGGACCCGCUUGUCUUUCAGGAAUCGACGGCCAGUCGUCAUGUAUGCGAUCUUCUUGAGCUUUGCCAUCUUCCAUCUCUUUCUACAAAAGAAAUUUGUCAGUCUCUGUCAAAGGAGAUAGAUCACGUACCUUUUAUUAAUACCGCUGUUAUUUUCCUCCAUUCAUAAACAGUCCAAUCAUCAUUACCUCUGAAAUAAAGCAAAAUCAGGCCCAUGACUGCCGUUAAGCCUGAAGGUUCGGUGAACGAGAUCUAGAAAAGGUAUUUAAAUCUAUUAAAUGAGCGUCCAAAGCUGUACUUGGCGAGUAUGUCUAGUUCUUUAACGUCCAAAAUUUGAGGGUUAAGCUAGGUUUCUCCCAUAUUUCUAUCUGAUCGUUUUCCAACCCGUUGUUUCCUGUCCACGCUGACGUUGAGGGUUUUGCCGAGGGGAUGAAGAUGAGCCCAGUUCGCGACGAUGCUUGAAGAAGUUAAUUUCCAUAAAAAAAAAAUCAUAAAAGAGCACAGCUUAGGCCAUACUACAUAUAUUAAUCAAGAAUCUUAUUUUCAUCUAAUGUUUAAAAUUUCCAGGGUUUACAUGGGAGAUCAGAAAGUAGGCUUCACAUUGAGAGAAAUGCUCUCCUUGGGCAAUGAUGCUGUCCACGCCACUUGGAGCACCCACUAUUGACCGAACCACAGUUGUCCAUAUCUGUUUGUGGGGUCGAUUGGCCAAACAGAAGGGUCCAUGGAAUAUAGAAUGAAGACAGAGAUCACACGAACUGUGUGGGUGUGCUUCGUUGCUAUAGCAACCCUGUUCCCUCGUCAAGAGAUCGUAGUGGCCGGUGAUAACCUCGAGAAAUGAAAGGAAUCAUGGUCUUGGAAGACAUACAUGAAGCUUGAGUUGAAUUUCCUCGGAUUGGCGAAUGCACCAGAGUGGUCACCAAGCACCGGCAUCCGCCACGGCAAUCAUUAUUUCCCGGAGCUUCACAAACCACAAAAUGGGGAGUGGUUAAUUAAAUAAUCUCAGGUAGCCUCACAUAUUCAGCGCUCGGCUAGAAACGGAAGACCAAGACCAGUCUUCGUCUCUCUCUCUCUCCCAUCUCUCCUAUACUAAGGGCAUGAAUUCACUGAACCUUUCGGGUCUCAGCCAUGAAUUCACUGGAGUCCAGCUUGAAACCCACUUUUUCGUUUUUUCUUUACGUCCAAACCUCAUGACAGACUAUCGCGGUGUGCAGUAAGGAUUUCAAAUCGAAAAGAAAAAGAAAAAGAAAACGGUGGAGAAUCAGAGGAGGUUUAAGGUAAGAUUCAUAACUUGAGAGUGGUGCGAAGAGGCGGCUACUUUAGAAGGGAAAGCACAAUCUUCUUUUAGAAGAAAUAUUGAAAUUGCGCUCCUUUUCACACUUGCCGAUGUGUUUUGAAAAAGAACUCCCCUUUCUCGCUUUAGAUUUUCUUAACCCUGACAUUCUCCUCCUCGAAAAGUUGUGGGGAGCUCGAAAGGCGAUUAAAUUCGAAGUUGAGAGAUAGCCAGCAUCUUGGCCGCUUUAGAUUAUCUCACAUCCUGCGGGCGACGUCGACAAAGCAAACGAAUUCUUUACUGUAAGAGGGAAAUCGUCGUGUGUCGGCUCAUAAGCAUGUCUGGUGCGGGAAAAGCUAAUCACAUUCGGGAGAAGCACUCUGCAGAUAACGGGCCAGGGCUUAUCAAAUUCACCACCCCGGACAUAUGCUGGGAGAAAAUCCUGGAAAGCGGUCUAUUCGCCCCUGCACUGAUAAGCAAGGGACCGCACCGGAAAGACCUGGGUCAGUAGAGGGGGAUGAGCGGCCAUGUGACCUAUCGUUGGAUGAUAAAAUGAGAGAAAAAUAAUCGUACGGCUUGUUGACUGGACCUCGCCAAGUCCCUGGUGUGACGCCCCUCGCAUGGCCCUAGUUUUAAGCGUUGUGUCCAGAGAGGGUGGACCUAGCCGAACUCCGGAGUUACCCAAACCCACUGACAGUCCCACUCUAAGAUGCCCAUUCAUUCCCGCGGAAAUCCCAACAUCAUUAUAUGCUUCCCCACUUUUGGGUUGCUCACUUUCUCGCUUUACCUUAAACUCGAAAGGGAGGAGGCUUGCACUAAUCGCUUUCUUUCUUUUAUUCAUUCUUCUCUCUCCUUUAACCGGAAUGGAGACGCCAGCAUCUCUCUCUCUCAUCACGUGGACGUAAAAACUCUGAGCGUUGUUGCAUGGGGAGCUGCCGAGGUAUGAAGAAACUUGGAGACUCAUAAUUACUCACGCAUGAAGAAGAGGGAUAAUUCGACGGUGGCUCUGUUAAACCCGGAAAAAAGGGGUAAUGUUGAGAGGAAAGUGUGCACAAAAAACAGAACACCAGAGAGAGGAAGUGGAGGGGAGUGAGGGAGCGAGGAGAGAGAGAGAGAGAGAGAGAGAGAGAGAGAGAGAGAGAGAGAGAGAGAGAGAGAGAGACCAUCCUAUAGUUUUCUCAUACUUCUCACUUCUUUACAUUUUCUCGUAA
Spirodela intermedia is the source of this 7797-nucleotide messenger RNA. NCBI's taxonomy places the organism in Eukaryota, Viridiplantae, Streptophyta, Magnoliopsida, Alismatales, Araceae. The record is from the annotation of a GenBank genome assembly.